UUUUUAAAAUAAGCUUAUUGUUAAAUGAAAUUGUUUUCAUGUUAAUUGUAAAAAAGCCAAUUUGUUUAAAAUGUUAAUUAAUGAAUUACCUGACGAUUGUUUAUUGAUGAUCUUUGAUUAUUCAAUAUUUCUUGAAGAUUUGACAAAACUUUCCAAAGUCUGUUUAAGAUGGAAAAGUCUAAUUAACUAUCGAUUAAAUGGAAUUAAAUACCUUUUAGUGCAAAGAGGAUUGGAUGACCCACCAAAAUCCGUUAUGUACAAACAUGGAAGUUUAUUCAUGGAGUCAAAUGUACCAGAAUUGCUACCGAAUCUUGAGAUUAUUGAUCUUGAGUGUUAUAUCGAUGAUUUUGACAACAAUGAUAUGGAGAAAUUGAUUGAGUGCCUUCCUAAACUACGGGGAUUGAUUCAUCCACUUUGCUUUUCUGAUUUGUUUCAACGUUCGUGGUUCAAUAAGAUCGAGAUGCUUGUUUGCGAGGGCUUAGGUUCAUGGCAUGAGGAUUCUGACCAAAGUUUCGCCUUGAAACAGCUCUAUCUCUCACAAUGCUAUUUAUCAUCGCUGAAUGAUCAUCAUUGUUAUCUCAAAAAUUUAUUAAGACUCCAUGUUGACGAUUAUCACAGUAUUGAUAGAUAUGCAAGUGGAAAUUUCUACAGAGGUCCAGUGUUACCUAAUUUAAAGAUUCUCGAAAUUCUAUCGGAUAACGUAAAUUUCCCUGGUUACGAUUUCAUGGAUUCCUGUCCAUCAUUAGAAAGUGCCUAUUUCGCUACUGUUGAAAACAUUUCCUUUGUUAUCAACGGUUCAAUCAAGAAUCUCAAUCUUAAAAAUCUCGCUAUCGAUCAUCUUGAAGGUAAAUCUCAAGACUGGUCAUCAUUGCGAACUCUUUUGAUGAAAUUUCCAAAUUUAACGAACCUCGCAAUCAGAGACAAUAAAAAAAUCAACGAUGAUAAUGUGAAAGAGCUGAUUACCAUUCUGCCGAAAAUAAAACUAAUGGAUUUCAGGGGCUCAAAAAAGGUUACAAAAAAGUCAGCUGAUUAUUUGGAGGAAUUUUGUCGAAGAUCAGGCCAAUCAAUCGUCUUCUAUUAUAACAUCUACCAUCAGAAAAUUGAAAUUCCGGCUGACUUGGAACCAGAUUAUUCGAUUUGUAUUGGAUUCGAUUUCAUGAAACACUGUUUCUUUAAAUACUAUCAUUGCCUUCCGAUGGUUUUGGACUUUUAGAUUAGUUGAUAAUGAUGCUGGUUUAAAUUAAUCAAUCGAUCAAAUUCAAUUUGAAUUAGAUUAAAUUAAUCGUUAUUAAUUGAUUAUUAACGCCAUUGGACUCAUUAUGAAUCGUAAUACACCCGAAUUCUUACCUUUAUGAUAAUAAAAGAGAUUGUGAAGAUCAUACAAUUGUACAAAA
Messenger RNA from Panonychus citri (citrus red mite), 1394 nucleotides. RefSeq lists its product as uncharacterized. The transcript is spliced from 6 exons. The record is from RefSeq and is a predicted model, not a curated record. The coding region runs from base 71 to 1213 and encodes 380 amino acids. Gene Ontology annotation, molecular function: protein binding. NCBI's taxonomy places the organism in Eukaryota, Metazoa, Arthropoda, Arachnida, Trombidiformes, Tetranychidae.